GGUCUCGCCAUCGCCUAUCCUCUCAUCAUCAAUCCGCACUAUGCUAUGAAGCACCAGGGUGAUCUCCUCGACUCUCCCUCCCGCAGCCCGUCCCUUAAUAUCAACCAGCGCCUCACCCUCUGGGAGCGCUCCUACAAGAUGGGCACCGUCAUCCCGGCGCUAGGCCUCGCCUGCUCCGCACUCUGGGGCAGCCUCUACGCCAUGAAUCGCAACAAGCUCGCCGCCCUCACGCCCAACUGGAGGCUGCUGGGCAUCGGGGCGGCAGCGCAGUUCUCGAUCGUGCCCUGGACUCUCAUUGUCAUCAUGCCCGUUAACACGAAGCUCAUGGCACUCCGCAAGGAGGCCAACAAGCGUGAAAGCGUCAACGAGGCAGAGGUAGAGCAGCUCUUCCAGCAAUGGCAGAAGCUACACCUUGUGCGAUGUGGGUUUCUCGCUGUCGGGCUUGUCUCGGCCAUUGGCGCGUUUGUGUGGUGA
Messenger RNA from Jaminaea rosea, 474 nucleotides. Its product is annotated as DUF1772-domain-containing protein. The transcript is spliced from 2 exons. The record is from RefSeq and is a predicted model, not a curated record. Lineage: Eukaryota; Fungi; Basidiomycota; Exobasidiomycetes; Microstromatales. The annotation marks the transcript as partial.